Molecule: messenger RNA, 2537 nt
Organism: Sorex fumeus (smoky shrew)
Lineage: Eukaryota; Metazoa; Chordata; Mammalia; Eulipotyphla; Soricidae
Gene: CAMK2B
Product: calcium/calmodulin dependent protein kinase II beta
Exons: 22
Coding region: 46-1869 (607 amino acids)
Biological process (GO): protein phosphorylation
Cellular component (GO): cytoplasm; neuron projection
Molecular function (GO): ATP binding; calcium/calmodulin-dependent protein kinase activity; calmodulin binding
Source: RefSeq, a predicted model, not a curated record
UCCUGCGGCCGACAGCAGAUCUCGCGCCGCGAGCCCAGCCCCGCCAUGGCCACCACGGUCACCUGCACCCGCUUCACCGACGAGUACCAGCUCUACGAGGACAUUGGCAAGGGCGCAUUCUCCGUGGUGCGCCGUUGCGUGAAGCUCUGCACCGGCCAUGAGUACGCGGCUAAGAUCAUCAACACGAAGAAGCUGUCAGCCAGAGACCACCAGAAGCUGGAAAGAGAAGCCCGGAUCUGCCGCCUCCUGAAGCAUUCCAAUAUCGUCCGCCUCCAUGACAGCAUCUCUGAGGAAGGCUUCCACUACCUGGUCUUCGAUCUGGUGACCGGAGGGGAGCUCUUUGAGGACAUUGUGGCCAGAGAGUACUACAGCGAGGCUGAUGCCAGCCACUGCAUCCAGCAGAUCCUGGAGGCUGUGCUGCACUGCCACCAGAUGGGGGUCGUCCACAGAGACCUCAAGCCCGAGAACCUGCUCCUGGCCAGCAAGUGCAAAGGGGCUGCCGUGAAACUGGCGGAUUUCGGGCUGGCCAUCGAGGUGCAGGGCGACCAGCAGGCAUGGUUCGGCUUCGCAGGCACGCCGGGCUACCUGUCCCCAGAGGUCCUGCGCAAGGAGGCCUAUGGCAAGCCAGUGGACAUCUGGGCCUGCGGGGUGAUCCUGUACAUCUUGCUGGUGGGCUACCCGCCCUUCUGGGACGAGGACCAGCAUAAGCUGUACCAGCAGAUCAAGGCUGGCGCCUAUGACUUCCCGUCCCCCGAGUGGGACACGGUGACCCCCGAAGCCAAGAACCUCAUCAACCAGAUGCUGACCAUCAACCCGGCCAAGCGCAUCACUGCGCACGAGGCCCUCAAGCACCCGUGGGUCUGCCAACGCUCCACAGUGGCCUCGAUGAUGCACAGGCAGGAGACCGUGGAGUGCCUCAAGAAGUUCAACGCUCGGAGGAAGCUCAAGGGUGCUAUCCUCACCACCAUGCUGGCCACGAGGAACUUCUCAGUGGGCAGACAGACCACCGCUCCGGCCACAAUGUCCACCGCGGCCUCCGGCACCACCAUGGGGCUGGUGGAACAAGCCAAGAGUCUACUCAACAAGAAGGCAGAUGGAGUCAAGCCCCAGAGCAACAGCACCAAAAACAGCGGAGUGGCCACCAGCCCCAAGGGGACGCUUCCUCCUGCUGCUCUGGAGCCUCAAACCACCGUCAUUCAUAACCCCGCCGACGGGAUCAAGGAGUCUUCUGACAGCACCCACACCACCAUCGAGGACGAAGACACAAAAGCCCCCAGGAUCUCUGACCUCCUGAGCUCCGUGAGAAGGGGCUCGGGGACCCCAGAAGCUGAGGGCCCCCUGCCCAGCCCGUCCCCCAGGAUCUCUGACCUCCUGAGCUCCGUGAGAAGGGGCUCAGGGACCCCAGAAGCAGAGGCCCCCCUGGCCUGCCCGUCUCCAGCUCUCCCUGGCCCCCCACCCACCCCGACAAGGAAGCAGGAGAUCAUCAAGAUCACGGAGCAGCUCAUCGAGGCUGUCAACAACGGGGACUUCGAGGCCUACGCGAAAAUCUGCGACCCAGGCCUGACCUCAUUUGAACCCGAAGCUCUGGGCAACCUGGUGGAAGGAAUGGACUUCCACAGAUUCUACUUCGAGAACCUGCUCGCCAAGAACAGCAAGCCCAUCCACACGACCAUCCUGAACCCGCACGUGCACGUGAUCGGCGAGGACGCCGCGUGCAUCGCCUACAUCCGCCUCACGCAGUACAUCGACGGCCAGGGCCGGCCCCGCACCAGCCAGUCCGAGGAGACCCGCGUGUGGCACCGCCGCGAGGGCAAGUGGCAGAACGUGCACUUCCACUGCUCGGGCGCGCCCGUGGCGCCGCUGCAGUGAAGGUGAGCACCGCGGCCGCGCGGGGCGGGGAAGGCCCGGCCGCCGCUGACCCUGUCCCCUUUGCAGAGUGCGCCGCUGCCGCGGGACAGAUGGAUGUUUGGAGCCAGCCGCCCUCGGGCGCAGGCCUGCCUGUCGCAUGUUUGUGUCUGCCUCGUUUCUCCCCUGGUGCCCGUGUCUGCAGAAAACCAAGACCAGAUGUGUGAUUUCUUUUUAAAAACAAGAUGACAGCGACGACCACAAAAAAAAAUUUCAUGCUGGAUGAAAUGGGGAAAGGAAAAAAAAAACAAAAAACACUUCACAAAGGAAAAGCUGUAAAAGUCACUGGCAUUUGUGGGACUUGCAACCGACUGGCUGCUCCCUGCCCGAGCUCCGCGUGUGUCCGUCUGCUCCUGGCCGCUGGGGACAGCCGGCCAUGAACUCGUCCAGGGCCUGUGGCGUGGAGUGGUGCCCAUCCCCGCACCCGCAGCACCCCCCUUCCCCGCCUGCAUGGCUGCCAUCAGAAGUCAGCUGUUGUCUGGGCAGGGGCUAUGGGGUCCCUCCAGCUUCCCUUCCUUCCUCCCCCGUGCCCUGUGUGGCCAGGUCCUUCUGGGGGCGGGAGGUGCAGAGAGGACUCACCUUAGUGCCACCGUUGGCCUGCAGUCCUGCGGGCAGGGCCCGUGUACCAGCCU